AUGAGGUGGAGACGUCGAACGUACGCUUCCCUGUUCCUGUGCUGCUUAAUUCUAGCCGCUGCCACCUCCCACGGCUUUGCGCGGGAGGAGGCCCGAAAGAGGACCGCCGUUAGUACAGUCGUCGGCAUCGGCCGGUGCAAGACGGAGAAGGCCGGAAGCUGUCCGGAGGCCAACAGUAGCAUCGUGGAGGACGACAAGCACAUUGUGCCCACCGGCUCCAAUCCCCUGCACAACAAGCUAAGAGAGCUGCACACACUAAAGGGUCAUGUGGAAUCAGUGGUCAAGCUGAAAGGGCUUGACAUCGACACCAUUCAGCAACAUUACACAGUUUAG
This is a messenger RNA of Zingiber officinale, 333 nucleotides long. RefSeq names its product plasma membrane ATPase-like. The record is from RefSeq and is a predicted model, not a curated record. The coding region runs from base 1 to 333 and encodes 110 amino acids. NCBI's taxonomy places the organism in Eukaryota, Viridiplantae, Streptophyta, Magnoliopsida, Zingiberales, Zingiberaceae. The transcript is spliced from 2 exons.